Symbiodinium sp. CCMP2456 is the source of this 621-nucleotide messenger RNA. The record is from the annotation of a GenBank genome assembly. NCBI's taxonomy places the organism in Eukaryota, Dinophyceae, Suessiales, Symbiodiniaceae.
AUGGACGGGGAACACACUACGGAUGGCGACGUUGGGGGUUUGCCGGCGGUGGAGUCGGGUGCAGUGGCGGAGGAUUCGCGGCUCAUGGAGGCCAGGGUCGACGACGAAGUUCGUGAACCGGGCUAUGGCGCUGAGGAGGAGUUAGGGCAGCAGGGUGAGGCGCACGGAAGCCACCGAAGCCACGGUGGGACUCAGGCGUCUUUGGAGCCUGCGGUUCCACCCUCUGGCGGGCAGCGACCUGUGCCUGUUGCUCUAAGCGAAGUACCAGAGGCUGGGCCCUUCAGCAUGCGAGAAGAGAGGUCAGGCUCAGUGGAGCGACGUUCGGAAGAAGUGAGCCAAGUGGCGAGAUCGCUGGCUUUUAUGACCAAUUUGGUUACCACUUUGGUUGGUCGUAUGGACAGGGUGGAGCAGAGCCAAUCCCGAGGCGGAUCUACGGGGACAGGGAAGAUACUCAUGGAAGGCACCUGCGGCAUACUCAUGGACGGCACCUGCGGCGUACUCAUGGAAGGCACCUGCGGCAUACUCAUGGACGGCACCUGCGGCAUAGUCAUGGAAGGCACCUGUGGCAUACUCAGGGAAGGCACCUGUGGCAUACUCAGGGAAGACACCGGCAACGGCUGA